ACCUCUGCUUGGACAAUGCUUCCUCUCCACAGCGCAGGAAAAGAUGUAAGCCUUGCAUAAACAUCACCCAUAAGAACACUUCUGUGUUCUUAUGGGUGAUGUGAGAACCCCGCAGCUGCCUGAAAAUAGAGCGUCACAUCAGCAUGGAGGUCAGCGAGUAUCAGCAGUUCCCCGAAUCUCAACCCGAGCAUGCUGCUGUAGAGAAGACCCCAAAGACUGAGCGCCUCCUCCUCCCUGUGCUCCUCACUGUGGCUCUGCUGAUUGUCCUGCAGGCCGCUCUCAACCUCUCUCUGAGACUGUCUCUCAGUCAGCCCGCUGCUGGAGGGGAGCGUGGAGGGGAGCGUGGUGGGGAGCGUGGAGGGGAGCCGGAGCAGAAUAGCUGUCCAGAAGGCUGGCUGAUGUUCGGCUCCAGUUGUUACUUCUUCUCCAACGACAAGAGGAGCUGGGAUGGCGGGCAGAGGGACUGUGAGCAGAGAGGAGCUCACCUGGUCAUCAUCGACAGCCGGCAGGAACAGAACUUCCUCACUGGGUUCAGGGCAGCAGCGUGGGUCGGGAUGACGGACAGAGAGACGGAGGGAACCUGGGUCUGGGUGGACGGAACCCCGGUGAACAGACAGAGGCUGCUCUGGGCCCCUGGACAGCCUGAUAACUCGCUUGGAGGAGAGGACUGCGGGGACCUGCGCACCAUGAGUCAGUUCCUCGGCCUGAACGACUCUAUCUGCAGCGCCAGAGAGCAGUGGAUCUGUGAGAAGAGCCUCUGAUGAGGGAUGAAUGAAUGUGUGUGUUCUGCUGCAUCUCCUCCCUCAGAGAUACUCGUCCUGUUGCUGUUUGUUCCUGAUGUCACAAUGAAACCCAAUGACAGAAUAACUGUUGAAUCAGAGAGAACAGGUACCACUAGGGUGCAUAUCACCCGUCUUUGUUAACCCGGGCUUUCUUCUUCUGUGGUUGUCAUCUGUCUUUGGAGGGUCUUUUGUACAAAACGGAUCGAUAGUUGCCUCUUUUGCAUUAAAAAGUGUCUAAAAAAUGACUCCAGCAUAGCACAUCCUGUUACUGAUCUUGUAAAUUCACAAAUAAUGUACUUUUUUUUACGACAGGAUGCACCCUGAGUACCUCACUUUUAUUUCUCCAUCAUUAUUCAUUCCUGAUUCUUAAUUGAUAGAGUGAAAUAAACAACUGUCAAUAUU
This is a messenger RNA of Eleginops maclovinus (Patagonian blennie), 1184 nucleotides long. Its product is annotated as CD209 antigen-like protein E. NCBI's taxonomy places the organism in Eukaryota, Metazoa, Chordata, Actinopteri, Perciformes, Eleginopidae. The transcript is spliced from 5 exons. Bases 144 to 761 code for a protein of 205 amino acids. The record is from RefSeq and is a predicted model, not a curated record.